UUCAAAGCGGAAAAUCUAAUCUCGUCGCCAAAAAAAUACAUUCCCAGCAAAGAGAUGAGGUCAGUUUGACUUUUGGUCCUGAAAAUGUACGACAAACUAGUCAUACUAGUGCUAUUACAAGUUUGCUUCGCGCCAGUAAGAUGUCGCCAAGGAAUCUCUUCUUAUGAUAAACCACAACAAGCCAUGCGCGGAGGAAAGACGGGGAAUGAAAUAAGUGAAGAAACUUCACGAGACUCCCUUAUAACAGAAGCUGAUUCUUCGCUCCAUUACUCAGAUGAUAAUAAAGAUGAUGAAGUCUCUGUUGAGUGCUUACAGAAUGACAUGCUCAUUGCUAUUCCCAAGUCCGUGCUCCGUGGCACAGACCGUGAGCAUAUCAGAGCCCUGGACGUGAAUUGCGGGGCAACCGACAAUUUAACUCACUUUAUCCUUGACGUUCCGCUGACCGGUUGCGGAACAAAGAGCAGGCACACAAACUCGUCAGUUAUUUACAGCAACGAAGCUCUGCCUGUCCCGCCUGUAGCAGAGGACAUUGUCUCUCACGUGCCCGAUUUCCAGAUUCCGUUUCAUUGUUAUUACGACAAUGAGGGACUGGUGUCAGGAGUUGGACUCAUGCCACGAAGCGAGAAAGUUAUUUUCUCCGAAAAAGGCUUCGGCAAAUUCACCAUGAGGCUAGAACUCUUCCCAGACCUCAGGUUUGUUGGCCCAUAUACUCAAGACGACUACCCCAUUUCAUUAAGACUGCGCCAAAAAAUAUUCUUUGAGGCAUCUGUUGACACCAUUGACCACAGGCUGACCAUCCUCGCCAGGGAAUGUUUUGCAACGCCCAGUCCCGACAUUAACAGCUCACCCAAAUAUUGGAUCAUCAAGAAUGGCUGUAAAGUGGAUGAGACACUCGAAUAUCACCCGGCCAAUGAGAGAUCUGAGCGCUUUAGUUUGGAAAGUUUCAAAUUCAUCGGAGAGCAUCCAUUCGUCUUUGUGCAUUGCCAUAUAAGGGUUUGUAACCAUUCGGAUCCAGAAUCCAAAUGCGUACGCAUCUGUGAAGAUCGAAGGAAACGUGACGUCAAUGUUGUGCCGGAGAGCGUCGAUGACGUUUAUCCUCUUGCCCAGGGCCCUAUCACGUUAAGAAAGGAAGAACUCAAAGAUGAAAUGGCGACUAACACUAUUAGAAAUGGUCCAUCUGCACUCGUUAUUGCCACUGCGACUGUAUUAUUAGCACUGAGCGCGCUGGGUGCAGCGCUUCUCAUAAGACACAAGAGGAAGUUGGUACAUGAAUACAAGACUCUUGUCCAAGAAAUUCAAAGCUAAAAAAGUGUGAUCAUAUUUGAAUACAAUGUUUUGAUCAUCUGUUUAAUAUACAAUACAUGAGAAAAAAGCCGCUUAAAAGCUUACCUUUUUUCCGACGAGAAAGAUAUUUAUCGGUCAAGUAAGGUAUGAAAAGCCAAAGGAAUGACUAUGAAAGAUGUUACCUUUGAAAAGAAACUGAGCAGAAUACGACAAUUUGCUUUUCACAGCUGGUAACAAAAAGAUUAAUAGCCGUGAUCUUCAAAUUUGUAUGUUUACUUUUAACUUCUUAGGCAGAUGGUACGAGUUUUUUUCCACUCUGGAAAUAGCAACUGAGUCUGUUCUUGAGUCUGUUCGUUUUGUAAAUAGGGAUGUGAUAUCUACGACUAUUUCU
This is a messenger RNA of Pocillopora verrucosa, 1675 nucleotides long. RefSeq names its product ZP domain-containing protein. Gene Ontology annotation, cellular component: cell surface. The record is from RefSeq and is a predicted model, not a curated record. NCBI's taxonomy places the organism in Eukaryota, Metazoa, Cnidaria, Anthozoa, Scleractinia, Pocilloporidae.